Molecule: messenger RNA, 2838 nt
Organism: Chiloscyllium plagiosum (whitespotted bambooshark)
Lineage: Eukaryota; Metazoa; Chordata; Chondrichthyes; Orectolobiformes; Hemiscylliidae
Gene: hsdl1
Product: hydroxysteroid dehydrogenase like 1
Cellular component (GO): mitochondrion
Molecular function (GO): oxidoreductase activity
Source: RefSeq, a predicted model, not a curated record
GCAGAGUACGAGUAAGAUGUGGCCCUGUGCAUAGAAGGGAGCACAAAGAAAAUACACUUACCCCCACGGAGUGCAGAAGAUCACUAAUUUUCUUUCCGCACUACUGUGCAAUCUGUUUUACUCCAGAUAUAGCACUUAGUCUCGCCUGAUAUUUCAAUCCAGACUGACCUCCUUUGCCUAUCUAUAGGAUAAACCACUGCCAUCAGCACCUUCCGAUGCCUGUGAGUAAAGUGGGGAGACAUCUUGCCUUUCUAAGCUACGUCCUCAAUGAUAACAACACAGCACCAUGGUGCGAAGGGCAGUGUCUGCAGUGGUGUGUAGCGGGACAUUAAAUGUGACACCAAUGAUGCAACGAUGGAAAGUUUUCAGGUAAAAAAGACAAAAGAGGACCAAGACAGACUAUCAAAUGCUGCAAAAUAAUUCCCUAAGUAACUGCUUAUUUUGCAUUGAGUGAUUUUCCAACAAAUUAUUUGGCAGCCCAUUCUGAAAGUCAGACAGUUGACCUAAGAAUGCUUUCUGUAGUUACACUGAAAGCACAAUUUUAUACUGUGACAGGUUACUAUAAUGCCCUUUCUCUAAGAUAGAGGUCGUCCCUACAGUAAAUCAUGGCAGCAGUGGAUAGUUUCCAAUUACUGUACAGACAGAUUGCCAGGACAUGUAACACCUACAUAGAAGCACUAGCUAUUGUGGGAGCAUGGUACGUGACAAGGAAGACCAUCUGCCUCAUCUGUGAUUUCUACAACAUAGUCCGACUUCAUUUCAUCCCAAGACUGGUAAGCAGAAGAGACCUGAUGAAACACUUCGGCAAAUGGGCCUUGGUGACUGGUGGAGCAGAUGGGAUUGGCAAGGCUUAUGCUGAAGAGUUGGCUCGCCAAGGCAUUAAUUUGAUUCUCAUUAGCCAUAACCGAAGCAAGCUGGAAUCUACAGCCACUGCCAUUUCAGACACGUUUAAUGUUGAAACCAUUGUAAUAGAAGCUGAUUUUACCAGAGGACGAGAAAUAUACCAGCCAAUCCGAGAAGCUCUAAAAGAUAAAGAAAUAGGCAUCCUGGUGAAUAGUGUUGAUGUGCCUUAUGAGCAUCCACGAUCUUUCUUAAAUAUAUCUGAGGACAAACUCUGGGAUCUCAUAAAUGUAAACAUUGCUGCAACCAACAUGAUGAUCCAUAUUUUGUUACCCGGAAUGAUACAGAGAAAAAAAGGAGCUAUUGUUAACAUUUCAUCAGGGUCUUGCUGUAAGCCCACACCACAGAUGGCUAUGUAUUCAAGCACUAAGAUGUAUUUGGAUCAUUUUAGUAGAGCUUUGCACUUUGAAUGUGCAUCUAAAGGAAUUUUUGUUCAAAGCUUGUUGCCAUUUCAUGUAAAAACCAACACAGCCACACGCACUGAUGGAUUCUGCAUCAACACAUGGCUAGCACCAUCAGCAAAUGUUUACGCACAUCAUGCAAUUUCAACCCUUGGAGUAUCACACAGGACAUCUGGUUACUGGAUGCAUUCUAUACAGUUUUUAUUUGCCCAGUACAUGCCUGAAUGGCUAUGGGUAUGGGGAGUUACUCUGAUGAACACCAGUUUGUGCAGAAAGGCAGCACAUGAAUCAUAACCCAAAGACAUGCUGGCAGGACAGCAAACCAUAAGUGUGUGCAGAGCUAUCACCACCCUGUGUCAGCAGGAUUACAUAAUAUACAAUGUUGUUUGUGACUAUAAAAAUAUUUAUUUUGCAAAAAACUUGGUUAACUGGAAGAAACAUGGAUGACGUGAUAUCCUCAUAUCUAUAAAACUCCCAAAAUGGAAAUACUACUUAUACCAGUAACCUCAUGGUAUUUUUGUUGCCACUCAUAAUUAACCUGUCCACACAAGUAGUUUAUCCAUACCCUAUGAGGAAAUAUUCCAAGGAGUAUUCCUAAACAAACAUUAAUUCAGUUGUCUGAGUUCCCAGAAUGUGAAUACCUCACCAUAAUUUUUUCAUUGAACAUCAGUAAUUAAAUACCCCAAAGAGAGUUUAAGCCACAGUUAACUAUUAAAAAGAUUGGAGGACUCAUUGUACUUCUUGUCUUCACCUGGUUAUCCAAUUCAAAAUCUAUAUUUUACAUUUGUUUGAAAGUCUGAAGGAUUUACAGAAUCAGGUAUACAUUCUGCUUCUGAAAAAAAUAUGAAUUUUCUAAUUAUAUAUUGUACAUCUCUACUGGAUGUUUAAAUAAGUGCCAUAUUUAUUAAACCUUAUGUAUUUACAUACAAAUUAGUUAUUAGGUUAGAAUGUGUUAGCUACACAUGGCUUAUUUGCUGAUUUCAUUUAUUGACUUACAAUGUUUGCCUACAGUUUGCUGUUUUUCUGGUCAUUAAUAUGCAUAUAAAAUUCAGAUUUAGUCCAAAAUAUUUACUAAUUUUGUUCAUUAAUUGAGCAAGUUUCAAUAUUGAAGUACAGCUAGACAGUAUUCAUAGGUAUUACAUGACUUCUGUAGUAUAGUAAAUAUUGAAUAUAAGCAUUUAAUGCUCUGUGGGUCACUUUUAUUAAAAAAAUAUUUGGUUUGUUACAUUAUUGUAACCUAUUGAGUGAGCUAUGUCCUUCAACGCCCAUUUGAUCACAUCCAGCUGGAAUACCAGGCUUCUCAUACUACUUAUAGCAUUGUUGUAGGUAAAUAUUUGUUUGUGCUAAUUUAAGUUUUACCAAGUAGAAUUUGAGUGUUGCUUAAAAGUAGUGUGAGGUAAGAUGCUCUAAUUAUGGUGUAAGGUUUUAUGGUCCUUUUUUUUCAUAUGAUCUGUAACUAUUAUUGGUGUUGAAGAAUGUCCGAUGUGGCCUUUAUAGCAAAUAACUAGAAUAUAUUAAAAUGUACAUUGAGUCAAAA